This is a messenger RNA of Adineta steineri, 1845 nucleotides long. NCBI's taxonomy places the organism in Eukaryota, Metazoa, Rotifera, Eurotatoria, Adinetida, Adinetidae. The record is from the annotation of a GenBank genome assembly.
AUGGAACAAGUGAAACGACAACGGAAUAGUAGUACCGAAGAUUCUAAUGAUAUGAAAAGAAAACAAGUUCAUAGUACACGUCAACCUGAAGCUUCAUUUGAUAUUAAUUUAUCUACAAAAUCUAUCAGUUAUUUUGAAGAUUUAUCUAAUGAAAUUAUUUAUGAAAUAUUUGAAUACUUUGAUUUUCAUUAUAUCUAUGAAAAAUUUUCAAAUUUGAACCAACGAUUUGUAAAUCUUAUUAUCAAUUCAAAUUAUCCGAUUAAAAUCAAUAUAUCAUCUAUAUCAAAACCAAAUUUUCAACGUUAUUAUACAAAUAUAAUUAUACCUUAUCAACAACGAAUAAAAUCACUUCGUAUAACAAACAUAUUUGCUGCUGAUAUUAUUUUGUCUUCACAAGAUAAUAUUUUAAAAUUAACUCGACUUGAAACACUUAUUUUAACUAAUAUUUCAUCAUCAUAUCUUCGUAAUCUUCAAUAUUUGACUAAUCUACCAAAAUUAUCUUCAUUAAUCAUCAUUUAUGAUGGUUAUACAAAGAUUGAUCAAGGUGAAGUUUAUCAUCAAAUAUUUCAACUACCAUUUUUAAAGUAUUUUAAUGUAUUAUGGGGAAUGGCGUUUACCGAUAUCGUAUCAUCAUUACCAUUUACUAUCAAUAAAUAUAGUUCAAUUGAACAUCUUGUUAUUAAAAAUGGUAUCCAACUUGAUACACUUUAUGUUAUAUUAUCAUAUGUUCCUCAAAUUCGUCGUUUAUCGAUUUCUAGGUUACUCGAACCUGAAAAAAGACAAAAUAUAACGUUUUCGAUUACAUUGAAUCAUUUAACAUAUAUAUCUCUUAAAUUAGCUCCUUUCGAUUUUCAUGAUUUCGAACUAUUGGCUAAAGAUCUCUUCCAUAAUCUUCAAGUAUUACAUCUCUAUGCCAGUCAUGAAAUAACAUAUUUAGAUGCAAAUCGAUGGCAAAAUUUAAUAUUAUCUCAUAUACCAAAUUUAAUAAUAUUCGAUUUUCAAUAUUUUUAUUUUACAGCUUUCGAAAAAGAUAUGAUGUCCAAUUAUGAAAAUCUAAUAAAAAAAUUUACUUCUUCAUUUUGGAUCGAACGACAAUGGUUUUUUUCUACUCAAUAUUCUUUUGGACACGAUGCAAAAGAUUUUCUUUUCUUUUCAGUAAAACCAUAUAAAAGAUCAACAUUUAUAUUAGAUGGAAUAUUUGAAGAAAAAUUAAACUUUGAUUCAGUUCAUCAUAUCGAGAUAGGCAGUAUACACGCAAUCGACAAGUAUAGAAAUUAUUUUCCAAAUGUUACAAAAUUAAGUUUCAUAAAUUAUUCGGUUCCAACUGGUAAUAUUAUAGAUAACAGUUUACCAUGUAUUAUUUCUUUAGAUCAACUUACUGAAAUAGUUGUUGACCUUGUAUCGAUAUAUUUUAUGGACUUAGUUAAAUUAUUAAGUGUUGCAGUAAAUCUUCAUACAGUAAAACUUUACGAUGUAUCAAUUGAUGAAAUAAAUCCUAUAACAAUUCAGCAAAAUUUAAUUUUUCAGUUGGCAUCGAAAACAAAUGUUGUCAAAAAUCUGACUUUAACAUAUGAGUGUCGUUUGAAAGUAAUUGAAUUAUUAUUUGCCUUAUGUCCACGAUUACAACAUUUUGAAUUACAUUAUGUUAUCACACCUUUUUUACCACCUUUAAUAAGAUUUAUUUUGUCAAAAACUAAUAACAAUAAUCGUCAUUUAUCUUCUUGGUCUAUUCUACAAGAGACUAUUGAAACAGAAGAAAUCUUGAAAAUGGUGAUUAAAAAUGAUCAAGUACUCAACGAUUAUAAGGUGGAAUAUUUUGAUAAUGAAGUACAUGUCUGGUGGUAA